UGGAGUGCUGACGACCGACAGCCGGCGUGGGAGACCUACUACAGAGAUCAAGAGCGCAGAGAGACCAUUCGCCAAGAUUGCACACGCAUCUUUCCCGAUGAGCCAUGGUUCCACCAGGAUCAGAUACAACGUACUCUUGAGAGUUUGCUCUUCAUCUGGUGCAAGUCACAUGCAUCCAUUGAUUAUCGCCAAGGCAUGCACGAACUCGCAGGAGUCUUGCUCUGCGUUGUUGAGCAGGCGGGAGGCCCGAAUGUUUUGGCAAACACCUAUGCUCUCUUCGAUGCAGUGAUGCGCUAUGCGGCCAGCUUCUACGAAGUACCGAGUAAAGGCGAGUCACCAGUCUGUGUUCGUGCGAAUCACAUCCAGCACACGUUGCUCGUCCAAUUCGAUCCGAGUCUUGCAGAGAAGCUCUCGCAUCUCGAGGUGGAGCCACAAAUGUACACACUUAAAUGGCUGCGCUUGUUGUUUCUGCGCGAGUUUACAUUCAAUGAAGUUCUAGUCCUCUGGGAUCUACUCUUUGCUGCUGACAGAACAUUGAAGCUCAUGGAUUUUAUCGCCUGUGCCAUGUUGAUCAGAAUACACGAUCGACUCAUGCUUCCAGAGACAGACUACAGUGCAGCACUGACAUUGCUCAUGCGGUAUCCGCAUCCUGGCACCGUUCCAGCUCUCUUUGUUCAAGACGCAUUGGCCCUUCGAGCAGGCGAAUCAGGGCAGAACCUCAUGGAACGGUAUCAAGGCUCGAGCACUGCGUCACAGCGACAAGUGCUUGCCAAACCACCGCUUGUAGAAACAUCUACCAAUCUUGCAGGCGUUGCUGGAUAUUCCCUUGGCGCACUCCUGCACCAAACAGAUCGCUUGGGCUUGAACAAUUACUUCAAGGGGACACUGACAGAAUUGAGUCGUGGUGUGACUGAAGCAAGACAGGUACUGAGUCGACAAUCGACGGGAACUUCAGGAUCACCUAGUACACCAUCUGGCUCGCACGUCAAUCGCGAACUCGCUGGUCAUUUGGCACUGGUUAUUUCAAAUUUACGAUGUGGUGAGCCGCUUGAAGAGAAUCUACAGCGGUUGGAGGACUUGAAGUAUGUCUUGCAGGGACGCAAGUCAUUGGCUGAGUUGAAGCAGGUCAAAGUACCUGAGCGACAACGCCCAGCGACGGCGCCGCAAGCAGAGGCGAUACCGACAAGUAGUAUAGAGAAAGCUACGGUGAGAGGGAAACAGCCUGCGGUGCCAGCUGGUGCUACUAAACGGGUUAGUUUGCAGAGUGACUUUGGCUUCUUGCUGUAGAGAAAUGAUUGGCAUGAUAUAUAGCCUCUCCAUGGACG
This is a messenger RNA of Protomyces lactucae-debilis, 1325 nucleotides long. RefSeq lists its product as uncharacterized. NCBI's taxonomy places the organism in Eukaryota, Fungi, Ascomycota, Taphrinomycetes, Taphrinales, Protomycetaceae. The transcript is spliced from 2 exons. Bases 196 to 1287 code for a protein of 363 amino acids. Gene Ontology annotation, biological process: activation of GTPase activity. Gene Ontology annotation, molecular function: GTPase activator activity. The record is from RefSeq and is a predicted model, not a curated record.